GUCCGUGAUACAAGCAAGGAUAAAAAAACAAGAACAUUCAUCUUUGGGGUCAAUGGAUGUAAUUUCCUAAAAUUUGAAUCGAGGGAGUAUUUUUUGUGACCCAGUUGAGUUUUGUUAUUAACCUAGUUAUUAUAUACGCAGAGUCAAAGACCCAUCAGAGACUUUAGGAAAUCCAAGAAAUGGAAACGGGAGUGAUAGUUGAACUGCAGAGAAACUCACCACAUUGGGCUAAGGUAGUUAACGAAAUAGUGAGAAUAGAGAAGAAGAUUUUCCCUAAACACGAGUCAUUGGCUCGAUCCUUUGAUGAAGAACUCAGAAAGAAGAACAGUGGGUUGCUGUACACCCAAGUAGGUGCAGAUAUUGCUGGUUAUGUCAUGUACUCUUGGCCUUCUUCCCUUUGUGCUUGCAUCACUAAAUUAGCAGUGAAAGAGAAUUACAGGGGACAAGGCCAUGGAGAAAAAUUGCUCAAGGCGGCGGUGCAGAAAUGCAGAACAAGAAAUGUUCAUCGGAUAUCACUUCAUGUAGAUCCUACAAGGACUCCAGCAAUGCAGCUAUACAAGAAACUUGGUUUUCAAGUGGAUACUCUUGUGGAGGGCUAUUACUCUUCAGAUAGAAAUGCCUAUAGGAUGUAUUUGGAUUUUGACAUGGAAUAGCAUAGUGAAAUAAGAGAGAACUUUUAUCUUU
Nicotiana tabacum (common tobacco) is the source of this 684-nucleotide messenger RNA. RefSeq lists its product as uncharacterized. Gene Ontology annotation, molecular function: acyltransferase activity, transferring groups other than amino-acyl groups. The record is from RefSeq and is a predicted model, not a curated record. NCBI's taxonomy places the organism in Eukaryota, Viridiplantae, Streptophyta, Magnoliopsida, Solanales, Solanaceae.